AUGUCAAAGGGUACCACGAAAAACCAAAGUUUUAUAGCGGACGGUCUCUGUUUUCGCCCGCAGACACCUGAUGCCACUUAUUCUGAAGCUGACAAUAAUAAAAUAUAUAGGAUAGCGAGUAAUCUCGAUAAUGCGCACAGCACGUAUUCCACUGAUUGCCGUAGGUCUUCUCUCUCAGUGAACAUCGAUACCCCUUCUGGAGAGAGUGACAAUGAGGAAGAUAACUUCCUGGACAGCGACAUUCAAGAAGUCGGAUAUUUUAGUGACGUCUUUCCAAACGAAUUCGAGUUGAACGAUGAGUCUGACUCGUCUACUUACUAUUCCGUUAUGGAAUCUGAAUUUCCUGAACAAUCUGAAUUAUGCAAUUACAAACUACUUAAUCAAAUAGGAGACGGCGCAUUUUCCAGAGUAUUCAAGGCAGUAAACGUUGCCGGCAUUGAACAAAUUCCGGUUGCCAUCAAAGUAAUCAAAAAGAAAAGCAUUUUUGGCGAAUACGAAAAAUAUGGCAACGGUGCAGAAGACGGCGAUAGGAUUAAGCCAUGCAACAGAGAAAGUAUUUUGAACGAAAUUGCCAUUCAUAGGAUGGUUUCCGAGAACAACCCCUACUCUGUUAAGUUUAUAAGUUUCCAAGAAUCUACCACUUAUUUUUAUCUAGUGUCAGAGUUGGUCACUGGCGGUGAAAUAUUUGAUAAGAUCAUUCAAAUGUCAUCAUUUAGUGAGGAUUUAGCUCGUCACGUUAUCACACAAGUAGCAAUGUCCAUAAAACAUAUGCAUUACAUGGGUAUAGUUCACCGCGAUAUUAAACCAGAAAACUUACUAUUCGAGCCAAUCCCAUUUUACGGCGUUGACGGGGACGAAUUUAAACUAGGUGUCGGCGGAGGCGGUAUUGGUUUGGUCAAGUUAACAGAUUUCGGAUUAGCCAAGAUAAUUUCUCACAAUACUGCUAAAACUCCUUGUGGGACAAUAGAAUACACUGCACCAGAAAUAUUCAACUUUGAGGAAUACUCAAUGAAAGUUGACAUGUGGGGUAUUGGUUGCGUGCUGUACACGAUGUUGUGCGGCUACCCUCCAUUUUACGAAAAAGACCCAUCAAAGCUAGUGAAGAAAAUAUCUGAAGGGGACUACCAAUUCUCAGCGCCCUGGUGGGAUGGCAUAAGUUUAGGAGCGAAAAAUGCAGUUUCACACUUACUAGAAGUUGACCCGCGCAAAAGAUAUGAUAUCGAUGAAUUUUUGAAUGAUCCUUGGUUGAAUACGUACGAUUGCUUGAGGCCGUCAACUUUAGACGACCAGCCGGCGUCUGAGUACGCUUAUGCUACCGUUGAGGAUAUAUUAAAUGGCUCGUUCGAUAAGAGGACAACAGAGAACUUACAUUCCGCCCUUGAACAGAGUUACGAACUUCAAGAACAAGAUGAUACCGAAUCCCAUAAGAGUGCAAGCUCACAGUAUAUUUUCAUGCCAGACAAUAAUGAACCUUUAAGAAACAGCUCAUUUGAUGAACUCGAUGGGCCUUUUAGUUUAGACCUAAAAAGGUCUUCUGUGUACCAAAGAAGGAAAAGUAAAGUGUCCUUUUGGUAG
Molecule: messenger RNA, 1575 nt
Organism: Saccharomyces eubayanus
Lineage: Eukaryota; Fungi; Ascomycota; Saccharomycetes; Saccharomycetales; Saccharomycetaceae
Gene: RCK1
Product: putative serine/threonine protein kinase RCK1
Exons: 1
Coding region: 1-1575 (524 amino acids)
Biological process (GO): protein phosphorylation
Molecular function (GO): ATP binding; protein kinase activity
Source: RefSeq, a predicted model, not a curated record